UCCGACGUCGGUGGCCGUUGGAUUCAACUCCUCAGAAACUCUCGUUCUCUCUCUAAAAUUGCGACAGAGCGUCGCAGAGCACACAGACACCGGGCGCGGUUAGGCGGAGACUCAGAGGUGUCUCACCCGUUCCCGCGCAUCGGACUAAUGGCCCUUCCUCCGUUUCCCCGCCGGAACCGGCAGCGCCGCGCGACCAUGGCAGUUUCCGGUGACUAGACCGCCAGGCCACUAGGAGGUGAAGGUUUAUAUUGGUUCGUGGAUGCUAUGCUAUCGUCCUUAGAGAUUUUAUAAGAGGUUCCUAGAUGGCGCAGUUUCAGCGGAAGAAAACGAAUAGUUCCCAAAAAUCAUAUCCAGGAUGUAUGGGAAUCAUGGUCAACUUGUUUGAUUUGAAUUUUGGGGUUUCAGGAAACAAACUGCUAACCGAGAAACCUCAUCGCGAUGGUUCGGAUCUUCCGAGAAGCCAAGCGCAGAUGCCAAAGAAGGCAGUCUACCCUGACGAGGAAUAUGCAGAAGAGAGGCCCGUAACAUAUGAAGCAAGAACAGGCCCGGACAACACUUCAAACGGAACACCUAUGAAGAUGCUUUUAGCUCAAGAAAUGUCAAAGGAAAUUGAUCCAAAGGGAAGACCGCCUGGUGUUGUUGCACGGCUAAUGGGUCUGGAUGCUAUUCCUGCCCAUGAACCAUUUUCUUCCACCAGGCAAAGCAACAAAUGUGAGAGCCAUUCACGGAGCACUAUGUUGAGGAACCAUGAACGUCGCUACUAUUUGCCAAUCCAUCUGGGUACCACUCAUCCUGGAACUGUGAUUGGUCAUCAGCACGGAGAGAUUAAACUAAAGGAGAACUACUUGCUGCAUAAAACACAGAACCACACCUCUGCUCAUGAACAAGAAGAAUGUAAAGAUGUUUAUGAAGUUUGGCAGUCAUGUAAGAUGGAAAAAGUCAAUACCCAGUCAUUGCAGAAAGUGAGACACAAUAACCAUCUGGAUGAGAAAAAAAUGGAUCUGGUACGUCAAAAAUUUUUGGAAGCAAAACGACUUGCUACUGAUGAAAAACUUCGUCAGUCCAAAGAAUUUCAAGAUGCAUUGGAGGUGUUAAGUUCAAACAGGGAAUUGUUCCUGAAAUUUCUUCAAGAGCCCAAUUCCUUGUUCUCUCAACAUCUUACCAACUUGCAAUCAAUUCCACCGCCAUCUCAGACAAAGCGCAUCACAGUGCUGAAACCCUCAAAGGCAGUGAUGGAACGUGGCUCACCAAAACAACCUCACGGUGGAGGAAGAUGGAUUACCUCAGAAUUAAGAAGCGAGAGACUUAGCAGGAUACAGGAUCUGGUGAAUCACUCCCCAAAGAGACACAACCUGGUUGAUGCAAAGGAGCUGAAGGAGCCGGACGAGAACAGGCCACCUUGGUCUGCUGCUUCUAAUUAUCAGACUGCCUUCCAUGUUAGAGCAACAGGAAUACCUGAUGGUUCUCAUCAUCCCACGAGAAUAGUGGUCCUAAAACCUAGUCCCAAAAAGGCCCAAGAUAUAAGAAUGGUGGUCUCUUCUCCACCACUAUCGCCUAGGCCCUACAGCAGAACUCUAUAUGCAAGCAGUCCAGAGAAAUUUUUGAAUGCUUCUACUGAUGAAAAUCAGGAUUUGCAGGUGAGACAGAUAACAAGGCAGAUACGUGAAAGCAUAAGCAGCAAGUCUAUGCGUGCAUUCAGUAGCAGAGAUGAGACAUUUCUCUCAUCUACAUUAUCAAAUGGGUAUGUUGGGGAUGAGAGCUCGCACAGUAGGUCAGAGAAUGAAUAUGCAGAAGCUGGCAAUCUUAGUGAUUCGGAGAUCAUGACCCCAACUUCACGGUAUUCAUGGGACUUCAUCAAUAGGUGUAGCCCUUAUUCAUCAUCCUCUAUUAGUAGGGUGUCUUACUCCUCAGAAUCUUCAGUAACCAAGGAAGCCAAGAAGCGACUUUCGGAGCGGUGGGCGUUGAUGGCAAAUGGCAACCAAGAACGACAUCUAAGAAGAAGCUCCAGUACAUUAGGUGAAAUGCUUGCUAUACCUGAAGCAAAGAAGACAACAGAUUCAGUUGGGGAGAUCAUUGAGGAAGCCUGCAGUAUUUCAAACAAUAGGCCCCAUGCUGUAAAUGAUGACCACGAAUCAGGUUGUGUUUCUGGUAGCAAAAGUAUGGGUGAUGGUACUGGGGAGGGCUCCCCAAGAAAUCUAUUGAGAUCAAGAUCAGUUCCAGUUUCUUCAAAAGCGUUUGACAGUGUGCGACUGGAAGAUGAGGCGGCUAAGCCUGAACCACCAUCAAAGCCCUUCAGAAUAACAGAUAAACCAAAGAGUGCGAAGUCACUGAAAGGGAAGGUCUCAAGUUUGUUCUUCUCCAAGAACAAGAAAGCAAGCAAGGAGAAAUGUGAUCCAUCUGCCAAAGAGGAGACAUCAAGAGAUGCGUCUGAAUCGCAUGAAUUAUGCAAAGCUUCUGCUUCAACUUCAGGAGGCUGUUCUGUCGAGGCAAUCCUGAGUCGAGCAGAACCUAGAGAAGUCUUGAGUGACAACCAAGAGCAACCUAGUCCUGUUUCAGUGUUGGAACUUCCGUUUGAAGAUGAAGCUCCUAGCCCUCCUGGCAUGGAUAGAGGCACCAUUUCGCAAGAAGGAAAUGCAUCUCAUUCCCUUAAAGUGGGUGCAAGUCGGGUGUCCUCUCUUGAAUCAAUCGCCACUACGUUGUCAUGGGAGGACCCCAAUUUGGAUGAUCAGAGAACCGGCAGUGCAUCAAUAAAUGCAGCUGCUGUUGGGACCGCGACAGUGAAUGAGCAAGAUCAGUUCUCGUUCGUGCAGAAAGUACUCUCAUCUUCUGGCUUGGACAGAGAUAGACCCGAUAACGGAAAUGUUUUUGAUUUAUGGCAUUCAUCAAAAUGCCCCUUAGACCCUUCUUUGCUGGAGAAGCUCAAUGAUCAGGACACGAGUUUUAGCAGCUGUGUCGCAAAGGAUCCAAUGAGUGGUGCAAAGCUGCGGCGAGCUGUGUUGGAAAGAAGGCUUCUCUUUGAUUGCACGAAUGCCAUCCUCUUGGAUAUGGCAGGAUUAUCUUUGGACGUGAAUCCAUGGUCGAUCGUCAGAAGUAGGACUAGGAAGAGUGUGGUACUUGGAGGAAGCCGGCUAGCAGAAGAGGUAUGGAGGCGGCUGAGGAACAAAUUCGCUGAGGUGGUGGCUACCACGGCCACAGUAGCGGAAGGCAGGGAAUGCGUCGAUGAGAUGUUGAAGAGAGAGGUGGAAGGCAGAGAGUGGGAUUGGUUGGAUAUGGAAUUGGUGGAGGUCGACGCAAUCGGGAAAGAGAUCGAGAACGAUGUCCUUAACGACUUGAUAGAGGAUACUGUUUCUGACACCAUCCUCAUAUGCUGCCGCUGAUACGUUUGCAUGUGUAGAAAUUCUUCUCUGCCGUCCGCAGGACGAGAGAAAAGGGCAUUAAGUGAGGAACACGUUUCAUCCUUUGUUAUUGGGAAGAGCUAUUCUUGUCUUCUUUCUUUUUCCUUUAUUUUUGGGGUUAAUGUAUGUAUGUAAGGCAAUCUUGUAUAACAUUCACUUUUUAAGAUUUGAAUUUUGUUUCGAGAGGUA
This is a messenger RNA of Nymphaea colorata (pocket water lily), 3584 nucleotides long. RefSeq lists its product as uncharacterized. NCBI's taxonomy places the organism in Eukaryota, Viridiplantae, Streptophyta, Magnoliopsida, Nymphaeales, Nymphaeaceae. The coding region runs from base 303 to 3377 and encodes 1024 amino acids. The record is from RefSeq and is a predicted model, not a curated record. The transcript has 7 exons.